This is a messenger RNA of Knipowitschia caucasica, 444 nucleotides long. The record is from the annotation of a GenBank genome assembly. Lineage: Eukaryota; Metazoa; Chordata; Actinopteri; Gobiiformes; Gobiidae.
AUGUUUCGUUGCAGCAGAGAGGAGAGGGAAGCGUCUGGGGUGAGGGAAGUGUCUGGGGUGAAGGAAGCGUCUGAGGAGAAGGAAGCGUCUGAGGAGAAGGAAGCGUCUGAGGAGAGGGAAGCGUCUGGGGAGAGGGAAGCGUCUGGGGAGAGGGAAGUGUCUGGGGAGAAGGAAGCGUCUGAGGAGAGGGAAGCGUCUGAGGAGAGGGAAGUGUCUGGGGAGAAGGAAGCGUCUGAGGAGGGGGAAGUGUCUGAGGAGAGGGAAGCGUCUGGGGAGAGGGAAGUGUCUGGGGAGAAGGAAGCGUCUGAGAGGAGGGGGAAGCGUCUGAGGAGAGGGAAGCGUCUGGGGAGAGGGAAGUGUCUGGGGAGAAGGAAGCGUCUGAGGAGAGGGAAGCGUCUGAGAAGAGAGAAGCGUCUGGGGCGAGGGAAGCAGGGAAGCGUCUGA